Bombus impatiens (common eastern bumble bee) is the source of this 5056-nucleotide messenger RNA. RefSeq names its product dynein beta chain, ciliary-like. Gene Ontology annotation, biological process: microtubule-based movement. Gene Ontology annotation, cellular component: dynein complex. The transcript has 23 exons. Bases 420 to 4970 code for a protein of 1516 amino acids. NCBI's taxonomy places the organism in Eukaryota, Metazoa, Arthropoda, Insecta, Hymenoptera, Apidae. The record is from RefSeq and is a predicted model, not a curated record. Gene Ontology annotation, molecular function: ATP binding; minus-end-directed microtubule motor activity; dynein light intermediate chain binding.
GUCUGCUGUGUAUAAAGUGUAAAAUACUGGAUCCAACACACUUCCUUGUGGUACUUCAGCGCUUAUUACUUGCGUAUCUGAGUUCAAAUCUCUUAUUCUUUUACGUAGAAUGUUCUGUUAUUUGGGUUUUAAUAGUUGACCAAUUGCAUCUGACAAAUGUUGUUUCUGGUUUUCAGCAAACCUUCGUACCAGACUUUGUUGAACGCUUGUGUUAUGUCUAAAAAUAGGCAUGUGCAGUAUUUACGGCUUUCCAGAGCUGUUACAAUUUUGUUAAUUAGCCUGUGCUCUUGUGGAAUGUUUUUCUCUAGAUUUUAACUGGUGACCUGGCAUUAAUUGUUUACUGUUGAAAAUCUCCUUGAUUCUGAUUAUAAUCAUUAUUUGAUACAGUACAAGAUUAUUUGAAACUAGAAAGAAUAGAAAUGUUCGGCUUAAAAGCGAAGUCACUACUUUCCAUGAUUAAUAAUAUUUACGAAGAGUUUAUUAAAUUGUACCAACAAUUUGGAGACGUGUCUUAUGAAGUUUUAAUGCCAGAAGAAAAACAAUUCACUGCAGAUUUAAAUGAAUUUUUCGCCUCGAUAGAGCAGUUUGAUCGACGAUUGGCAAGCAUUUUCGACCAAGCAUUUGCUGAAUGUUACAACUUAGAGUCGUUCUUUAAGUUCGUUUGGAUAAUGGGCGUAAUUGCCAACAGACCUAUAAUAAUGGCCCAAUUAUGGCACAAUUAUGAAGAAAUAAUUCAAAGAGUAGAUCAACACUUCAGUGACCUUAAGGUGUUAUUCGACAAGAAUUUUAAUUCCGGAAAAGACAACGAGCUUUCGACACUGAAUUCGUAUUUGCCUGUAGUGAGUGCAUCCCUGUGUUUUUUAAUGAGACUUCGUAAGAGAACUCUUCUCCCAAUUGAGUGCAUGAAAUUAAUUGACCAUCCUUUAAUUAAUGACAAAAUGGAAAACGUACUCAAAGACAAAUACGAAGAACUUGAGGCUAUUAUUGACGAAAAGGAAAAAGAAAUAUUUAACGCCUGGGCGGAGAAAUUGCCAGAAAUUUGGGAAACUCACUUAACGAAAACUCUUUUAAACGUUAGAGAGGAUCAACUGCUGGAAACGAAUUUCGACUUUGCUUUAAAAACUGCCUUGAAAGAGAUUCGUUAUAUGAUAAUUGCGAAGAUUCCCGAUCUUCCUCAAGAAGCCAUAGAUUUUUAUAAUAAAUCACAAUUCUUCUUCAUCAGCACUUACAAUCUCAAUCUGAUAGUGAAUUGGUAUAACAGAAUACGAAAUGAAAGCGCUCCAGUAGAAUUUCAGUUAGUGGAAGACGAAGUUGAAAAUAUUGAUAACUUGAUUAAUUAUGGCCAAGAACAUUAUGAUUGGAAUUCGGAAGAGGUUCCAGAAUAUAUCGAUAAUUUGUUAAAAAUUACUUGGAAAUUACAUGCCAGAGUGUUUCGCGCGCAAGAGAACUUGAAUAAUAUUAUGGAUGAAAUGUAUACUUGGGCAAUGAUGCCAGUUAUUUACCGUAAAGAUGCGAGAGAUGAAAAUUUAUUGUCAGUCGCUGAUAAAGACGACAAAUUUGCGGAAAGAUUUGCGGAGAUCGAAGCAACAGCUGAAGAACUGGAACACGUAUUAAAAGAAAAUUAUAAACUAUUUUUCGACUUGCUCCCAGAUCAUGUCUACAAUAAAGAAGAGCUCGAAUUAUUAGACGCCCACACUGAAGAAGAAGAAGAAGUAGAAACGGAAAAAGCAGAAGAAGGAAACAAUGCUGAAGCUGCAAAGCCGGAUGAGGAAAUAACUGAAGAAGCGGAAGUACCGGAAGAACAAGAGCAAGUAGAAGAAGAAGAAGAGGUUGAUGAAGAAACGUUAGCAAUGAGACGCGAGAAAUGGCAGCCUUAUCUACUCUAUGUUGACAACUUAAUUUCCAAAGGUCUUAUUCAGGCUGUCUCCACAAGUAUUUGUUACAUUCUCGACGAAACUGAUCCCGAAGGCGAAAUAUGUCCCUCGUUUGAGAUUCAGAUGUGUUUGGAGAACCCUAGUAUUGUUUUCCGACCGCCAGUAGAAUUAGAUGAUCCGGAAGGUUUCUAUGCUUUCUUCGAGUCACUUCUACUUGAAAUGAUGAAAAUGGGCACCCUCAUACCACGCGUCGAUCCUGAGUUGCAUGAAGGUCGAGAAAAUUACGCGCUCGAUGUUGCUGAAGAGGAAGGUAUCGUGUUUAUGUUGGAAGAAACUUGCAAUCGAGCAAAAUUGGCCUUAAUAGAAGUGAAAGGACAUGUAUAUAUAUACGAAAUCUACUCGUGGCUGUGGACAGACGAUAAACAGGAAUAUUUAUCCUAUUUUUUGAGAUUUUCUCAAUACGUAAGUCCCAAGCAAAGAGAAAUGAUCGAACAGCAUCCAGAGUUUAUCCCAGAUAACCUGAAAGAGAAAAAACCAGAUUUAGCGGACUUCAAGCGAGAAAUAGAUUAUUUUAUGUCUCUGUACAACCAGUGCGAUCAAUUGCAAAAUGAGCAAAUCUUUUGUCGAUGGUUGAAACUUGACAUAAAACCUUUCAAGCAGACGCUCUUGAACAUAAUUUGCAAAUGGGCUAACGUGCUGAAGGAGUAUCUGGUCAACCGAAUAACCACACAAUUGGAGAAUUUAGCAGAAUUUUUGAAAGCAGCAAUGGAAAAUUUCUCGCGUCCUAUACACGAAGAUGACUAUGACGCACUUCUAGAAACUAUAUACUAUUUAAAGGAAGUCAGGGAUCGUCAAUACGAGAUCGAAGACAUGUUUGAUCCAAUUAAGAAAACAAUAGAAUUGCUACAAGGCUACAACGUGUAUUUAGAUGAGAAAAUUUUUAAUUGGCUCGUAGAAUUGCCCGUUAAUUGGGAAACAUUGAAAAAGAUGGCUGCUCAAGUGAAACAUAUCGUCCAGCCUUUAAUGACUCGUCAAAUCGAUCUUUUGAAGAAAAGGCUAAGCUAUUAUAACUUUAAACAACACCGUUUCCUGAACGAAUUCCAUGAACAAGAUGUUUUCAACCCAGAUUGUGAAAAUCAUUAUGAAAAACUAAACGAAAUACAUGAAGAGGUGUUAAAAUUCCUGAGCGAAGAAAAAGAUCUACGUGAUCAAAUUGUCAUUUUUGAACAGGAAUUGCCUGAAUUUAAAAUGACGAAACAGAUACAAAAGGAGAUGCAGUUUUUGAAAACUUUGUGGGAUUAUGUGAAUGUCAUUACAACUUCUUUGAACGAGUGGAAGAAAACCACGUGGAAGAAACUAGAUGUCGAAUGGAUGGAUCAAGAAUGCAAAAAAAUUCUCAGAGAAUUAAGACAACUGGACAAAGACGUACGUCUUUGGGAAUUGUACACUAAUAUCGAAGCACAAGUAAGGAACAUGAUGGCAUCAUUGAGAGCGGUCUCAGAAUUGCAGAAUCCAGCAAUUAGAGACAGGCAUUGGAGAGAAUUAAUGGCUGAAACGAAGGUGGUAUUUAUCAUGACCGAUAAUACAACAUUGGAAGACUUGCUAAAGUUACAAUUGCACAAAUAUGAAGAAGAAGUUAAAAAUAUUGUCGCUAAAUCAGUGAAGGAAAUGGCAAUGGAGAAGGUGCUAAAAGAACUUAAGGACACUUGGAGUACGCUCGAAUUUGGGAAAGAGAUACACGAGCGUACGAAAUUAAAUAUUCUUAAAAUCGACGAGGAAACUAUUGAAAUCCUUGAGGACAAUCAGGUGCAACUGCAAAACUUGUUAGGUUCGAAAUUCGUUGGAUAUUUUCUCGGUGAAAUUCUUGACUGGCAGAAAAAACUAAGUACUGCGGAUGCAGUGAUUAAUGCAUGGUUCGAAGUUCAACGAGCUUGGGGUUAUCUCGAAAGCAUCUUCAUUGGCUCUGAAGACAUUAGGAGCCAACUUCCAGAAGAAACCAAGCGGUUUGAAAAAAUUGACAGGGAGUUCAAAGAACUGCUGAAGGAAAUGUUGAGCAAUUUGAAUAUCAUAAAAGCAACCAACCGGCCUAAACUUUUAGAGAAACUAGAAGAGCUGCAAGUGCAACUAAAUUUCUGCGAGAAAGCGUUAGCCGAUUACUUGGAAACAAAGAGAUUAAUUUACCCAAGGUUUUAUUUCAUCUCCGCAGCAGAUUUACUUGAUAUUUUAAGCAAUGGAAACAACCCUGAAUUGGUCUGCAGACAUUUGUCAAAGCUGUACGAUUCUAUUGCAAAAUUGCAUUGGAAAAUGGACGGUGGGAAAGCAACGAAGCAGGCGAGAGUUAUGAUUGCCAAAGACGGUGAGGAAAUGGCUAUUCAUGGGACUUGCGAUUGCAGUGGAAAGGUGGAAGUUUGGUUGAACAACGUAACAGAUGCGAUGAAGAGAUCGGUAAGGCAUCAUAUAUCUCAGGCAGUAGCUACGUACGACGAGAAACCACGUGAGCAAUGGAUUUUCGAUCAUCGAGCUCAACCCGCGCUAUGCGGAACUCAAAUCUGGUGGACUACGGAAGUAAACAUGGCCUUUAUGAGACUAGAGGAAGGUUUCGAGAAUGCGUUUAAAGAUUAUCAACGAAAGCAAAUUAAUCAGUUAAACGCGUUGAUAGUACUUCUCUGUGGAGAUUUGAGUGAAAGCGAUAGAAGGAAGAUCAUGACAAUCUGUACAAUCGACGUGCAUGCAAGGGACGUUGUAGCGAAAAUGAUCGCGAUGAAGGCAGAUCACUAUUCUAGUUUUCAGUGGCAAUCGCAACUCAGGCACAGAUGGGACGACAAAGUUGGUGAUUGUUUCGCUGAUAUCUGCGAUGCUUCCUUCAAAUACGAUUACGAAUAUUUGGGAAAUGUUCCACGGCUGGUGAUAACACCAUUAACCGAUCGAUGUUACAUCACUUUAACACAAUCUUUGCAUCUUAUAAUGGGUGGAGCACCAGCUGGCCCAGCUGGAACUGGCAAGACAGAAACCACGAAAGAUUUAGGGAGAGCGUUGGGCCAAAUGGUUUAUGUGUUUAACUGUUCCGAACAAAUGGAUUAUAAGGUAAACUCAUAGUUAUUUUAUGGAUAGAUCUUUGAUAUUAAAUUUCCACGUUGAAAUUAAAAUUUACACAACUUUUGGAACGUGGAGAUCUAUUUUUA